Abrus precatorius (Indian licorice) is the source of this 1323-nucleotide messenger RNA. RefSeq names its product receptor like protein 29-like. NCBI's taxonomy places the organism in Eukaryota, Viridiplantae, Streptophyta, Magnoliopsida, Fabales, Fabaceae. Bases 1 to 1323 code for a protein of 440 amino acids. The record is from RefSeq and is a predicted model, not a curated record. The transcript has a single exon. Gene Ontology annotation, molecular function: protein binding.
AUGAUAAUGGAAGAGGAGGAACUGUUGGGGUUGUUUGAAGUGAUGGAUGCUCUUCUAGAAGAUCCUGAUUGGGCACAAGCACAUCCACAGCCAUGUACAGAUACUCCAUGGCCAGGUGUUGAGUGUGAAGUUAGCAGUAGUAACCAACCAAUCUUUCAUGUCACUAAGAUCCACAUUGGUCCUGAUAUAAUCUCUCCACCUUGCAAGCCCAAAGCUUAUCUAUCAGAGUCCUUGCUAAAGCUCAAGUAUCUGAAAACCCUUUCUAUUUUUAACUGUUUUGUUGCUUCACCUGUUACUCUACCCAAAACACUCUUUGGUCCUUUCUCUUCUUUAGAACACCUGGCUUUGCAGUCUAAUCAAGCUCUCUCUGGAGAAAUUCCUACUAGUUUGGGAGAUGUUGUUAGUCUUAGGGUCCUAAGCCUGUCCCAAAACAGCUUAAAGGGAAACAUCCCAAGCCAUAUUGGUGGUUUAGUUGGUCUAGAGCAACUUGACCUUAGUUAUAACAACUUGAGUGGUCAAAUCCCCAAGGAAAUUGGAGGUUUGAAAAGCAUGACCAUUUUGGACCUCAGUUGCAAUGUAAUUGAAGGGAUUCUGCCUCAUUCCCUUGGACAACUCCAACUUCUCCAGAAGAUGGAUUUGCAUUUCAACAGGCUUAGUGGAAACAUUCCUCCUGAUUUAGGAAAUCUCAAGAGGUUAGUCUUGCUUGAUCUGAGUCAUAAUUUUAUUGGUGGGCCUAUUCAUGAAACACUAUCAAGUUUGGAGCUUUUAGAAUAUUUACUCAUUGAUGACAACCCCAUUAAAGGAGGGAUACCACAGUUCAUAGGGAAGCUUAGAAAGCUCAAAUCAGUGAGCCUAUCAGGGUGUGGAUUAACAGGCCAUAUACCUUACACUUUCUCUUACUUGAAGAACCUUACAGCUCUCUCCUUAGGUAACAAUACCCUCACUGGACCAGUUCCUCCAAAUUUGGGUUCACUCCCUAACCUAGAUCAGCUGAAUAUUAGCCACAACAGGCUGAGUGGGGUGCUACAGCUCCCUGAUGAGUUCAUUCGAAAGUUAGGUAAAAGGUUGGAUGUAAGAGGAAACAGUGAGCUUUGCAUCGUUGAUCAGCCAAACAAGAAGAACCUCUCUUCAUACUUGGAAAUCCCCUCUUGUUUGAACAUGAGACAGAAGAAUGAUGAUUCUUUUGCUGGUGGACCACUUGAAGACCUUUCAGGAAUAAAGCCUUCUUGGUAUGCUAGCCACCCAAGUUCUUGUUCAUCUUGUCUGAAUGAUCUACAAGUCAUCCUAUUUACUUUGGUUUUAAUUUUAAACUUGGUUAUGUGA